CUACCCAUAUUUCUGUGUCUCUCUCUAUCCUAACAUCGAACCCCAAUUCCCAACUAUGAAUAUCACCACCCCAACACCCCCCCCCCCCAACUAUAUCAAACUCAACCCAUUUUUAUAUACUCUCUGAAUAUGUAACCUUAUAACCCUCUCUUCUAUCAGCACCCCAAAAAAAUGAAGAUUCAGUGCGACGUGUGUAACAAAGAGGAGGCCACUGUCUUCUGCACCGCAGACGAAGCCGCCCUUUGUGAGGCCUGUGACCAUGGUGUCCACCAUGCCAACAAGCUAGCUUCUAAACACCAACGUUUCACCCUUCUCCAUCCUUGUUCUUCUUCUAAACAAGUCCCUCUUUGUGAUAUCUGUCAGGAGAAACGAGCUUUCUUGUUUUGUCAACAAGACAGGGCGAUCUUAUGUAGGGAUUGCGAUGUCCCUAUUCACUCAGCAAAUGAACAUUCACAAAGACAUAACAGGUUCCUUCUUACAGGUGUUAAACUUUCAUCAAGAUCAGCUACUUAUAAUACAACAUCAUCAUCAUCCGACGGUGGUGAUUCAGUCCCUGAAUUCAAAGUUAACAACCCCAUCUCCUCCAUUUCGCCACCAAAUUUCAAUCCAUCAUCAAAUGAAGUUGAUGGUUCAACAAGUAGUAUAUCUGAGUACUUAAUUGAGAUGCUCCCUGGUUGGCAUGUUGAAGAUUUACUUGAUUCAUCUCCAUCUCUAUCUACCUUUGGUUUCUGUAAGAAUGAUGAUGGGAUGUUGCCAUUUUUUGAUCCUGCACAAUCUCUUUAUCAUCUUCCUCAAAUGGAAGGACCAAUUGGGUUCAACGAAACAACCAUGAAAGUGCCAACAGGACAAUCAAAGGAACAAUCAAUCAAAAGCCCUUUUGGUCGGGAGAGACGUAUCUUUGUAAGAGGGUACAACAAAAGAAGAGGAAAGGUGACCAUGAUUGUGAUCAAGAUAAAGAAAGGACGGGUAUACAAAAAGGGAUGGUCUGGAUUUUUGUCUUGAACUAAAUUGAAGGGUCAUGGCGGGCACAAGCAUACCCCCUAAAGACUAAAAAAAUGGAUUAGAAGUCGCUGCAUUUACUUUAAAAAAUUGAGUAAAUUAAUCUUUAUAUAUUAUAUUAAAGAGUAAAUUAUUCAUUUUUGUUAGAAAUUUCAUCUAUUUCUACAGUUAAGAA
This is a messenger RNA of Gossypium arboreum, 1174 nucleotides long. RefSeq names its product B-box zinc finger protein 21-like. Gene Ontology annotation, biological process: regulation of DNA-templated transcription; photomorphogenesis. The transcript has 4 exons. The coding region runs from base 172 to 1002 and encodes 276 amino acids. The record is from RefSeq and is a predicted model, not a curated record. Gene Ontology annotation, molecular function: zinc ion binding. Gene Ontology annotation, cellular component: nucleus. Lineage: Eukaryota; Viridiplantae; Streptophyta; Magnoliopsida; Malvales; Malvaceae.